AUGAAGAACUCGGAUCUGGAAGUGAAUGCGUUUCAUUUUAGCAACGCGAUCGGUGCAUGUGACAGGUGUGGUAUGUGGCAAGAUGGUGUCGGCCUGCUGGAGAAGAUGGUAGGGAUGAAUGCCGAACCCAAUGUAGUUUGCUUCAAUAGUGCCAUGAGAGCAACCGAAUAUGCAAGUGCUUGGCCGUGUACUUUGCACUUGCUUGACGAUUUGGCGACUACAGGGUUGAGCUCUGACCACAUUAGCAUCAACUUGGCCUUGGGUGCAACCAGACGCGCCCUUCGCUGGCAGCGGGCCGUGUGCUUGUGGCAGGGCAAAAGUGCAGACGUGCCGCAGAACCCGAAGAUCUUAAGUACAGUCUCUACUUGCUGUGAAUCUGCUGGGCGCUGGGCAGUUGCACUGAACCUCUCCGAGAGCAGUCUGCAGAUGCAUGUGCGUUUGGACCAGAUCAGCCUGAACGCAGCGUUGGCUGCACACAGUGAGCGCUGGCAGGAGGCCUUGCAGGCCUUUGCGGCUGCAAGUGCUGAUGCCUACGGGUGCAACACUAUUUCGAAUGCAUGCGGGAAAGCAUCCGCUUGGCUUCAUGCAAGCUCAGUUCUGGCAGGGAUGCGAGCUGUUGCCGUACAACCUGACUUGGUAAGUGUCAACACUCUCAUCGGUUCCUUUGAGAAUGAAAGUCUGUGGAUGCGUGCCGUCGCUGGCCUGCAGCAUUCGCUCGGCCAAAGACCCAGUUGCAUCACCUUCAGCACAGUAGUGAGCUCCUUUGCAAAAGCAGCAGUUUGGCGGGCAGCGUUGCAGUGUUUGAGCAGGCCUGAGGCAGAAUCGCAGAUGGGUUAUGGAGCUGGAGUCACUGCCUGCGAAAGAGGCUACCGGUGGAGGCAUUCACUACAGCUCCUGUGCAGGAUUCAAAGAAGGCAGCUGGUCGCACAGGUGAGCUUCAACGCAGCCCUGGCUGCGUUGGCGCGAGUUGGGCUUUGGCAGGCUGCUGCCCAAAUGUUUUGUGAGAUAAAUCUCCAGCGGCCUUCACCGGAUGAAGUUGGCAGCACAGCUGUCAUCAGCUCUUGUGAUAAGCGUGGGCUUUGGCCUGUGAGCCUGUCGGUGCUUCGACGAAUGAGAGCAAGUGCAGCCCGAUGCGCUAGCAUCACUUUCAAUGCGGUUGCGAGUGCUUGUGAGAAAGUCUUGGAAUGGUCUCAGUCUCUGGCUUUGAUUGGCCACAUGGUUGCUUCCUACGUCACUUUGCAGACCAUAGGGUGCAACGCAGCCAUUGGUGCAUGCCAGAAGGCUUUGGAAUGGCGUCAGGUUGUGAAUGCCCUGUACUUUAUGCAAGGCUUCAGUCUAUCAUUCACAUCGAUUACCUGCAAUGUGUCGAUGAAAGCCUGUGAAUCUGGCCGCUGGCGUCCUGCCCUCGUGCUGCUUCAGUGUAUGUUGAUUGUAGCUUUGCAACCAUGUGAUAUCAGCUACAACUCGCUGCUUGCAAGUCUUCAGAUCGAAGGACAUUGGCAACGGGGCAUACAAGCCUUCAGUAUCAUGCAGAGCGAGCAAAUUUUACCAGACGUGAUGACAUUCAGUUCUGUUCUGGGCCUUUGUGAGCACAGAUUCGGCCAUUUUUGUUUGGGCACAUUGCAGGAAGCAACGAGUUCCCUUGCCACGCGCAACUUGCAGACUUCUUUCUGA
Molecule: messenger RNA, 1674 nt
Organism: Cladocopium goreaui
Lineage: Eukaryota; Dinophyceae; Suessiales; Symbiodiniaceae
Source: the annotation of a GenBank genome assembly